Messenger RNA from Vitrella brassicaformis, 1194 nucleotides. Lineage: Eukaryota; Vitrellaceae. The record is from the annotation of a GenBank genome assembly.
UCAGAGCCCGAGCUGCCCGAUGACGCCCGCCCACAGCACCCGCACAUCAGCAUCGCCGCGCGCAUCGCCAUGCCAUGGCACCCACCAGCCCCUGCCCCGCUUGCCAAGCCAUCUGGGGACUGCAUCGAUGUUGGUGACGAGGAGGAGGAUUACGAGGACGAGGAGGCCGACAACACGCCCCCGCAGCACCGCAGCACCAGCCACCCCACCCACAGCUGCACACGCCCCUCCAGUGCCGAUGCGCCCCACCCCCAGCCACAUGGCCCCACCGCCACCGGCAUAUGUGCCAUAUCAUGGCAUCAUUAUGCAGACGGGGGGGGCCCAUCAACCACGCCCGAGAGGCCCACUGGCGGCCCAGCGAGUGGACAGGGGAGUGGGAGUACUGGCAGCCAUACGAGGACUGCCAGCGCCGAGGCCUGUGGAUCGUGAGGUCCGCCACACAGGACCUUACCAUGCGCAGCUGGGCCGUCGUCACCGACGUCAUGGAGGGCGUAGAAAAGAUAGGAACGGGCAUCGCCAACGCCAUCGCAGGCCUGUUCGGGCAGUGAGGAGGAGAGAGGGGGGAAUGGCCUAAGAUAGAUAAGGCCGAGGGAGCAGAGCAGCAGCAACAGCAACAGCAGCUGUGAGAUGGAGAAGAGACACAGUUGGAGAUUACCGGACGGAGACAUGGUCUUGAUGAUGUGCGCAUGUGUGUGUGUGUGUGCCUUCUGCAGAUCGCUGCGUACAUUUUAUAUCCGACGGCCUCUUUUCUCUACAUUCCGUGUUGGCUGCCUUGUCGGCCCCGCUCGAGACAGCCGCUGUCGGUCCCGCGUAAGCAACACAACACCAACAGAAAGGGUGUCCCAUGCCUGUGUGUAUGGUGUGCUCUGUUCCUGCGUGUGUGUGCUGCUGCAGGUGACGAUGUGUGUGGGUGUGCCGGCCUAAGUACGUAAUGCGAGGAACCCCCUAACUCGACAUGCAAUACGCCAGUUCAGGUGAGAUGAGGACAGAGAGGAUCGCAUCGCGUGUCGACUCACACACAAGUGUGCUGCUGUGCUGGGUGCAGCUGGCUUUCUUUUUGCUCACUACUGCUCCAUCAAGAGGGCCCGCAUUUGCUCUGUUACGCUCCAUUUUGCAUGAGUGAGACAGUGGCGAGUGACGUGAAUAAAGUCGGCGUGUAUGGACGAGUACGUGUGCGCUGUGGCUGCUGCUGGG